AUGGGCUUAAACAAUGGAGCUGAUAGGACUCCCCCAAUGGGAUGGAAUAGUUGGAAUAAGUUUCAUUGUAAUAUUGAUGAGAAAUUAAUUAAAGUCACCGCUGAUGCUUUAAUUAAACAUGGAUUAGGAUAUCUUACAUGUGCCAAACGACCCGGAAGUCUCGGAUACGAGGAUAAAGAUGCGAUGACAUUUGCGUCAUGGGAGAUCGAUUAUUUAAAAUAUAAUAAUUGUAACAACGAUGGUACACCGGAACAACAACGAUAUCAGCGCUAUCCUGUAUUUAUUGUAGGAGAAGCUCUCCGCAUCUAUGGAGGAAUUCGUUGGAGAACAACGGAUAUCCAGCCAAGAUGGGGAUCUAUCUUAAAUAUACUCCGACAACAAGAAAGUACAAGAUACGCAGAUCCAGGUGGUUGGAAUGAUCCUGAUAUGUUACAAGUUGACAAUGCACAUCUUUUACGUAAGACUCCACCCGUUGAAACUUUAAAAAUUGUAAAAAAUACCGAGAUUAUUGCUAUUAAUCAAUAUUUAUUGGGAAAAUCUGUAAAUAUUGUUCAACGUACAAGUUCUUGGGAUAUUUGGGCUGGGGAAUUAUCUGAUGGUCACGUUGCUCGUGAGCUUUUUCUUCAUUUUCUUUUCAAAGUAAUAUCAUUUAUUAAUAAUUUAUUAUGUUAUUCAUACCGAGUACCAAAACAUGGCAUAACUGUACUAAAAAUUACUGGUGGAACGAAGAUGUUGGAAAGUGAUUUUUUGGUUCCAUAUGGUGAUGGUGGUAAUGAUUUAUUCGACGAAUAUUAUAAUAAUGCAUUUUAUAGAAAUUAUUGA
This is a messenger RNA of Funneliformis caledonium, 822 nucleotides long. The record is from the annotation of a GenBank genome assembly. NCBI's taxonomy places the organism in Eukaryota, Fungi, Glomeromycota, Glomeromycetes, Glomerales, Glomeraceae.